AUGAAUAGCCUCCGCCUACUGAGAAAGUCGGCAACGCCAUGUUCAAAGCGACUCACACUUGCCUCCAUCAGCAACCCUAGCACGACUCCUCUAUCGCCAUCAACACCCAGAGAUGCUUCUAUUAGUACCAAAAGUCACUACUUUUCCACCUCCACCACUUCUAUUAGACAGCAAUCGAAAUCUCUCAAGUGGGUCAGUGGUAACUAUGGAGUUCUAACGAGGAAUUUUCGUGUGGGUGGUGGGUCGUUGAAUUUCAGGGCUUCCGAAGUGUUAUCUCAGGCGGAACUUGCGUUCGCCAAUUUCUCCGAUGAAGAUAAGUCGUUGGGAGCGAGUGGGGCCGGCGAUGAUGGUCUUGAGAUAUCGAAGCUUGGGAUUUCUGGAGAGGUCAUUCAGGCUUUGGCUAAGAAGGUGUUGAUGAAACAAGGCAUGCCAAGGGCUGAAAAUUAUUUUCAAGCUUGCUGGGACCCCAUCACUCUUGGAAUCUUGUUAUGGGACAUUCCUUUUGUUAUGAAUGCUAGACAUGCUCGGCGGGUGUAUGUUGGUGGGCUUGCUCCCUCUGCAAAUGAACAGGAAUAUGGGAUUCAAGGAUUUCCAACUAUUAAGGUGUUUGCACCUGGGAAACCUCCUGUGGAUUACCAAGGAGCUAGGGAUGUCAAACCCAUUGUAGAAUAUGCACUCCAGCAGUUACUUCUAAAGGAACGAUUAAAUGGAAAAGCUGCAGAACGAUCAAGUGAGAAAUCGGAACCUAGUGCAUCUGUAGAACUGAAUUCACGUAACUUUGAUGAGUGUGGACAUUGUAAGAAGCUUGCACCUGAGUGGAAGAAGGCUGCAAAUAAGUUGAAGGGCAAGGUGAAGCUCGGUCAUGUCGACUGUGAUGUGGAGAAGGUGGUCUUGGAGUAUGCAGAUGUUGAGAGUGCAACUAAAGCACGAACUGGCCUAAAUGGUAGAAAAUUUGGUGGGAAACCGGUUGUGGCUGUGUUCUAUCCAGAAAACGAGUUUUCUGAGGGAGAUUAUGAUGGCUAG
Molecule: messenger RNA, 1023 nt
Organism: Ilex paraguariensis (yerba mate)
Lineage: Eukaryota; Viridiplantae; Streptophyta; Magnoliopsida; Aquifoliales; Aquifoliaceae
Source: the annotation of a GenBank genome assembly